AAAGGAAUUAUGUAAAAUAGAUUUCUGAUAAUUCAAUGUUUCUGGUUGUUUUUCAUGCCAAAAUGUCAACUAUAGCACAUAUGAUAUAGAAUAGUGAACAACAAUGAGUCAUCACAAAACAAUGUAUAAGUUUCACUUUUAGUGGACCUAAUGAGAAGCUAAAUCUACUGCACAUCUACCAUUCCAGUGUUUAAUUGCUAUAUUGUAUUUACUUCGCCACCAAGGCCUAUUUAUUGCCUUACCUCCCUUAUCUCACCUCAUUUGCACACAUUGUAUAUAGACUUAUUUUUCUACUGUAUUAUUGACUGUAUGUUUGUUUACUCCAUGUGUAACUCUGUGUUGUUGUAUGUGUCGAACUGCUUUGCUUUAUCUUGGCCAGGUCGCAGUUGUAAAUGAGAACUUGUUCUCAACUAGCUUACCUGGUUAAAUAAAGGUGAAAUCAAAUAAAUCAAUAAAGCAAGGAGAAGGUGGGAGUUACGCUGGGGUUUAGUACACAUAGCAUGUCCUACCUACUGUACCUCUCAGAAACAUCAAAGAAAACAGCAUUAAUAUGAGUGGAAGUGAUCUAUUUAUUUGGGUGUUAUGUCAAGGAAAUAUAAUAAACCUUGAAGGACAGAAUAUUUUCAGUUGAAAAGAAUGAGGAUUAUAAUUUAUUUACCACUCUUGGGGUGGGGAUAACUAAAGAGGAACAGGAAAUCAUAUGAUUCAUCACACUAUCUUAAACGUGCACAUGGCACAGCUGAACUACACCACAUAUGUCACCUGAGCUGUAGAUCAUAUAUAAGUGAGGUUUCAACAUCAUAGUGGUUUUCAUAUAGUAUUAAAUCCCCCCCCUGUACAGGUUCACAGACAGCCGUGCUCUUUUCUAUAGCGAAAGUUAUAUGAUGAUCCUGUCUGGAUUUUGGGUGCUCAUCUAUUUAUGUGUAUUCACUUGUAAAGGAUUUUUAAAUGCAGUGGAGGCAACUUUCGAAUGCAAAAAAGGUGAGAUGAUAAGUAGACGGAAAGGAAGAUUUUGUGAGCCAUGCCCUGAAAGGCAAUACCAGGCAGGACCAAAUCGCUCUCAGCGAUGUGAACCCUGCACCGACUGCAUUGAGAACAGUGAAUUGAUAUCAGAGUGCACGAAGACUUCCAAUGCUAUAUGUCAGUGUCGUACAGGAUUCAUUAGAAGGAACGAUGAGUCUUCGUUAUGCAAGUGUGCCAAGGGGUCUGAGCUGGAUACAUCAGGAUUAAUAUGCCGUGAAUGUAAGGAGGGAUCCUUUUCCACCAAAAUGGACUCUAAAUGUGUGAAAUGGCGAGAGUGUAGGAGGGGAGUGAGGAUUCCGGGCAGUGUGACAUCAGAUGUGACCUGUCAUGAGAAUUCAGAGCCAGAGGGGAAGACCCUCUCCUCCACACACACCACUUCCCCAUCUGGCUCCAUCCAGACCAUUUCUAAGUCAUUGAUCCAGAGCCAAAGGUCAUCCCCUCAUCCUGAUGUCCCCACCUUAACACCAGCCCCCACUAUCAAGGUGACCAAAAGUCCCAAGUUCUCAACGGCAGACUUUGGCCAAGUAAUGACACUCAUGGGAAUUGUCCUGCUGCUUACUUUUCUACUGACCACUAUGACCUGCAAACUGAUCACCAUUCCUUGCAUCAAGAACCACAAGAAGCCAGCUGUCAAAAAAUCUCAGGACUCAAUGUGCCGGAGGCCAGUUGAAGAAAGUGGAGACAGCAGUUUCUCUUCCCUGGUAAAACAACCAAGUUUGGGGGAGCCAUGAUAGAGAUACCUGGCUCUCUGUCUGUCAAACAAUUCAUAUUGUCAAAAUGUUGCUGUUAUUCUCAAUGCUACUCCUUUAAACCAGAAACAACUUUAAACAGUUUUCGAAAAUUUUAAAAUAUUGUCAAUAUUUGUUUAUCAUGUAUUCUGUUAUUAUGGAAGAGCAUUUUAGACAUUACUUUGUUUUCAAUCUAUUUGUCAACAAUAGCAUUAUUCUUGGCUGAGCUGGGGGAUCUAGAUAUUAUUUGAUUUUCACAAAUGUGCGUCUGACAAAAUAAUGAUAAAUACUACUUCCUGUUCCUUCAGGUGUCUGGUUAGAUUUACAGGGGAGAUUAUGUGAAAACAAUGCUAUGGUGGCAAAAUAAUGUUGCAACAUUUUGUAAAAUGUGUAUUGUGUUAAAUGUUGUGGUUGUUUAUGUCUUUGCAAAUAAACUUUUUCACAUUUUGCAUGA
Molecule: messenger RNA, 2205 nt
Organism: Oncorhynchus nerka (sockeye salmon)
Lineage: Eukaryota; Metazoa; Chordata; Actinopteri; Salmoniformes; Salmonidae
Product: tumor necrosis factor receptor superfamily member 9-like
Exons: 7
Coding region: 882-1754 (290 amino acids)
Biological process (GO): regulation of cell population proliferation
Molecular function (GO): signaling receptor activity; protein binding
Source: RefSeq, a predicted model, not a curated record